UCAAGGCACAUAUAUCCAUACCUUCUCAAACGAUCGAAAAGAAGAAAGAAGAAAGAAAGAAAAACGCAUACAAAUGGCUACAAAACCUCAUUAUGAUGCAGACCCCAGCAUAAAUGUACCAGAGACGGAGAAUGGGUUUAACAUUCCUCCAAGAAAACUGAAUAUCGUGUGGGGCAAUGAAUCCCGCUACUGGCGCUUACCAUCUGACUCGACUCCGUAUGUGGAAUUGAUACAGGUCUCAUGGCUGGAGGUCACCGGUUCAAUCGACUUAUCGGCCGGAGAGCAGUAUGAAGUAACGUUCAAGGUAUCCCUGGCAUCGGACGCGUUUGGGUGGAAUGGGUGUCCGGUUUACGUGAUGGCCAAGUUUGGGAAAAAGGGAAAGUACACGUGGAAAAGAGCAACCUUGGACAAAGGCACAACAACAGCCGGAGAAGUUUUCUCAAUUCCUGACCCGUCGCUUAAGAUAACAGCUUCAGGUGCCUCCAAUGAAACCACUACUCUCUACUUCGGUUUGUACGAAGUGUGGAGCGGGAAAUGGAAGGGAGGUCUCAGAAUCCACGAGGCACUCGUCAAGAAACUACCCAAGACGACCAGUACCAGUACUUAAUUAAUUAAUUAUUAUACUACUUUGUGUGAGUUAAAUAAAGUGGUUGUUGGGCUUAUAUAUAAUAACCCCAAUUGAUCU
Corylus avellana is the source of this 685-nucleotide messenger RNA. Its product is annotated as protein PHLOEM PROTEIN 2-LIKE A9. The record is from RefSeq and is a predicted model, not a curated record. Lineage: Eukaryota; Viridiplantae; Streptophyta; Magnoliopsida; Fagales; Betulaceae.